AUGUUUGUACAACUAGAUGGAGCAUGGAGGUAUCUCUAUAGUCAGAUUCGUCUGAGAAUUUUGACGAGGACAUCAUGUAAUUACAAUGGUGAACUGUGUAAACAAAUGGUGUGUACCACUACCAGACUGAUCUUCUUAAGGGGUCGCGCUGUGUUUGGGAGGUCGCGCUGUGUUUGGGGAGGUCGGUCGUGCUGCGUUUGGGGAGGUCGUGAGGCACUUUGGGGGCCGAGGCGGGAUCGAUGGGCAGCCCCCGCUCGUUGAGCCAAAGAACAAACCCGAGAACAGUCAGCUAGCCUUAGGCGAGAACGCGGGCAGCUCAGACCGGAGAGGCUUCAGCGGCCAAAGCUGACCCCGGCCAAACUGCCUGGGCAAGCUGGGCGGGACCAGCGAAGCAAGACGAGCAGGGCGCGCGGGCUUGGGAGGGCUCACCGACGUCGGGCGCACCUUACGGCAUUGGCAACACCUCCGGCCCGCCCCCGCGCGCGCAUGAAUGUCUGCCGGGCCUGUCUCAUUGGCGUGGCGUGCCUAAUUGAUUCCGCGCGCAAGGGUUCUGGGUUCCGUGGGUUGCUUCGGUCUUUGUUCUUCUCCAUCAUCUCGACGGCAGCCGCCAAGGCCAAGGGGCGGGCGCUCCGUGCCUCAGUCGCUUUCUUUUUGCUCUCUCUUAUGUUUCUACUCUGUGCCUGUGCCUGUGCUGUUAUCAAGGAGGGGUCGCCCAAGGGGCGACCCCGGUUUCUUGUCCGUAUUAUAAAUUAUAGUUGAUAAAAUGAAUACCGAUUAGAUGAACCACAAAACUUUUUACUU
This is a messenger RNA of Amoebophrya sp. A25, 801 nucleotides long. The record is from the annotation of a GenBank genome assembly. Lineage: Eukaryota; Dinophyceae; Syndiniales; Amoebophryaceae.